This is a messenger RNA of Ctenopharyngodon idella (grass carp), 383 nucleotides long. RefSeq lists its product as uncharacterized. The coding region runs from base 51 to 275 and encodes 74 amino acids. The record is from RefSeq and is a predicted model, not a curated record. The transcript is spliced from 4 exons. NCBI's taxonomy places the organism in Eukaryota, Metazoa, Chordata, Actinopteri, Cypriniformes, Xenocyprididae.
UUACACUUUUCCAACUGUUUUGACUAAAUGCCAUCAGAGAACAAUUGUUUAUGUGUGUUUUUGUUUUCCUCAUGUCUUCUGCAGCAAAAAAGAAGGAUGCUGUAGAUUCAGAUUCUCACUCCGAGGGCUCAGGAGAUGAAGGUGAAAAGGGGAAGCAUGGAAAGGGCCAAGGCAAAGGGAAAGGGAAAGGUCAGCAAGGUCAAGGACACGGUCACGGACACAGUCAUGGAGGUGAACAUGGGAAAAAGGGAUGUGAACAAAAAGGAAAAAAGUGAAACUAAAUGUUCAAAGCCUGAGACUAUGUGAUGGUCCAUGCAACAAAACUGGGUUUCAGUUCAACUUUGCAUCCAAAAAAUGAAAUUAAAACACCAUUAAAAAACAAA